Molecule: messenger RNA, 1036 nt
Organism: Elaeis guineensis (African oil palm)
Lineage: Eukaryota; Viridiplantae; Streptophyta; Magnoliopsida; Arecales; Arecaceae
Product: mediator of RNA polymerase II transcription subunit 18
Biological process (GO): termination of RNA polymerase II transcription; regulation of transcription by RNA polymerase II
Cellular component (GO): core mediator complex; mediator complex
Molecular function (GO): transcription coregulator activity
Source: RefSeq, a predicted model, not a curated record
ACGUGAUUGGACCAUGAGUCACCAUAAUAACAGUCGGGGAGCAGGAGGGCUCUUAGAAACGAGCUGUGUCGUGGCUGGAAGCCUCGUUUCUUCUCCGCCUCAAAAAGAAGGAAAGGAAUCACAGGAGAAACAAGAAGUAAAUGGAGUGUGUGGUGCAAGGGAUUAUUGAGUCACAGAACAAUUCCCAUUACAUGAGGCAUAACAAUGGUGUCCGUUUACAGCAUGUUGAGGCCCUGCAGAUUCUUCUUCAGGGCCUUUGUGGUGUUCCAAAAGAACGUGUCAGGGUACAUGAGCUGUGUUUAAAAAGUGGACCAAACCUAGGAGUUGUGCCUUCUGAGGUCCGUCUUUUGUGUGAUUUAGCGCAGCCCACACCAUCUUGGACUGUACGGCAUGUUGGGGGUGCAAUGAGAGGUGCUGGUGCUGAGCAGAUCUCGGUUUUAGUCCGAACCAUAGUCGAAAGCAAAGUGGGCCAUAACGUUCUGCGCUUCUUUUAUUCCCUUGGUUACAAGUUAGACCAUGAACUUUUAAAGGAGGGUUUUGUGUUCCGUUUCCAGAGAGGAGCCCAGAUAACUGUUACUGUGACUUCUGCCAAUAAAAUGCCUAAACUUUAUGCAACCGAUGAAGCUGUUCCUGUCACUCCAGGCAUACAACUGGUUGAAAUCACGGCACCAGCUGCAGCUGAGAACUAUAGUGAGGUUGUUGCUGCUGUUUCUUCUUUCUGCGAGUAUUUGGCUCCGCUCUUGCAUCUCUCGAAGCCUGGUGUUUCAAUGGGUAUUGUUCCUACAGCAGCUGCUGCUGCUGCUUCUCUUAUGUCAAAUAGUGGUGCAAAGACUUUAUAAUGUCUCCCUUCGUAGUUGAUGUUUGGAUGCCAAAUCAAACAUUAACACUAACUUAUCUUCUUUCAUGAAUAGUUUUGUUGUUUCAUCCGUGGGGUUUUAUAUUUAUCCAUGAUUGUGUACUAUUUUAGGUUGUUUAAGUAGAUAAACAAAUGAUGUAACUCUCGUUCAAUAAUUGGAUAAAGUUUCUGUGUUGGUUA